AUGCGGAUACGUAUAGGCAAACUCGACGUUUUCAUCGUCGUCGUCGGCCUCAUCUGCAUCGUCUUCGGAGUGGUCACGUGGUCGGCGUUCUCGUCGAUUUACAGUAGUUUAGUGAAAUCGGUGAGUGGGGAACAAAGAGGAGAAAGUGAAGGGGGAGAGGAAGUUUCAGAAUUUGAAGUUCUCGCUGAACAAGGACACGAGUGUCGGCUACUCGGCAUUCCAGUACACAAAUCCACAGAUGCUUAAUAUUAUGAAGUUUUACUUCUUCAAUUUGACCAAUCCAGAUGAAGUAAAGUAUUAUUCAGCUGCUCCGAACUUGGUGGAAAUCGGACCAUUCGCAGUCAUGUAAGUAAGCUUGAAUAAGGAUUACUGUAGUGUGCAAAAUCAUUGCAGAGAGAGUGAACAGAAGAAAUACAUAGACUUCAACGAGGACAAGUCACAAAUGUUUUAUCAGAAUUACAAGAAGUACAUUUUGUCGGAGGAGUAUUCCUGUGAGGAUUGCGAUUGGAAUCGGAACAUUCUUUUCCCGAAUCCGCCCGGUUUGGGAGCAGUCGGAAGUAUGAUUGAUCCUCAGUUCGGAAUCUCACGGACUGGGAGAGCGAUCAUCGCGAUCGCACUGACACUUAUGGGCGAGUAUCCUUUUGUGUAAGAGUUCGGAGCACUAAUGAGAGUCCUUACUCAUCUUUUUCAGUUCUCACAAAGUACGGGAAGUCCUGUUUGAUGGAUACGAAGACGCUCUUCUUUCUGCUGCUCAUUCCGGAAUAGUCACUCUUCUUUCUGGAAUUUACAAAGGCGAAGGACAAAGUAUCGUCCCGAUUCCGAUACCCGAUAUGCCAAGAUUUGGAUAUUUCCAAGGAGUAAGCUCUGCAAUAGUGUAGUCCGACAUGAAGUACUUUCAGUACAACAACUCUCGAGACGAAGAAUACUGGGUGCAGACUGGAACAAAAGACAUUAACGAACUGGGACAAGUGAAGAAGUGGGCGGGGAUCACAGAGUUGCCGGGAGAGUGGUGGAGCACCUCGUACGCCCGCAGCAUCCGGGGAAGUGGUCAGUUUUGUAUUCCAGACCUUCCCUCCGUAUCGCUCACUUUCACAGACUCUGGAAGUUUCACCCAAAUGCAUUUGGACGAGUCUUCGAGUGCUGACUUCUUCUUCUCAUUCAUGUGCCGAUCAUUCACAAAGACGUUCUACCAGAAGAAGACGAUCGAAUCCAUUCCCACAUUGGGGCAAGUGACCACUCCCUCUUCCUCUUCCUCUCUUCCUAUAAUCUCCUUUUCAGUUAUCAUGUAGGCUACGACGAGUGGGACACAACUUCCGAUAAAAACGUCGGUUUCCGCUAUCGGAAUGUCGAACAGAGAAACUAUUUUCCCGAUUGGCCAAAAUGCCCUCCGUGAGUCAUUUUUAAGAAAAUAUCGUGACAUGGAAAACAUUUCAGAAAAGGACAAUGUCAUCAAUCGGGUUCCAUCGAUUGUUCCAAGUCGGUCAACUUCUGUCAUGCGUGUUGCGACGGUUCGCAUUUCAACGGAACGUACCUUCUUCCUCCCGGAAUGUUCCCUCUCGUCUGCUAUCCGGGACGUCUUCAACCGACUCCAUUCGCCGUCGUCUACUCGCCACCUCAUUACCUUUACUCUCCGGACGAAGUGAGGACUACUGUAGUGGGUAUGGCGCCAGAUGAAAGCAAGCACGAACCAAUGAUCUACUACCAUGAACCGGUUCGUUGUUUCUUCUCCCCUUUUUAUCUGAAUUGUUAUUGUUUCAGUACAGUGGAACAACGCUGAAAGUGGUGAAUAGACUGCAAGUGAACAUGCCGGUCAUCCGAUCCCAUGAUGUUCCGUAAGUGUGCCUCCUCCUCGAACUUCUUGAUGAUUCUGCUCUUCAGAACGAGCCAGAACAUGCCGAACGUGAUGAUCCCCCUGUUCUGGCAAGAAUCUUCGCCCGAUCUCGCCCAGUUCAUCUACAAUGAAGCGUGGCUAGGAUUCGUGCUGGUGCCCCGGCUCAUGACGGUUUUGCAGUUCGUCGCCCUCGGUUUCGGCCUCUUGCUCAUUGUCAUUUUCUUAUUCAUCCAGUUCCGGAAAGGCCAGAAGUCCUCUGCCGUCCGACCGUUCCGACUGAGUCUGAUCGACGCGACGAGCAAUUGGCUCUCUUCGACAUCCUCAUCAGGAGCAUCCAAUGUAACGAGGGGAUUGAGGAGAUUGUGAAUGGAAUCAAAUGCGUGUAG
Messenger RNA from Caenorhabditis sp. 36 PRJEB53466, 2217 nucleotides. Lineage: Eukaryota; Metazoa; Nematoda; Chromadorea; Rhabditida; Rhabditidae. The record is from the annotation of a GenBank genome assembly.